Oncorhynchus kisutch (coho salmon) is the source of this 3066-nucleotide messenger RNA. RefSeq names its product otolith matrix protein OMM-64-like. The record is from RefSeq and is a predicted model, not a curated record. The coding region runs from base 102 to 2231 and encodes 709 amino acids. Lineage: Eukaryota; Metazoa; Chordata; Actinopteri; Salmoniformes; Salmonidae. The transcript has 20 exons.
AAGUAUAAAACCUCUUGGGCUCCCUCCAGCCAGACUGUAGACCUACUGGAAACUAUAGAGACACCUGAGUGUCGCCCCACUGGCUAAACUAUCCCGUCACAAUGCUGUCACGAACGUUGAUUGUUCCUUUGAUCUUUGCUAUGGCUGGUCUUGCUCUCUCAGCCCCCAUUACUGAUGGAACAGAGGGAGAUAAUGAUGGUGCCAAAGAUGGCGAAGGCCCCACUGGCAGCCCGGUAGGUGCAGCAGCAGCCGGAGACUCUGUAGGGACCACAGAUGCGACUGACUCUAGUAAAGAGCUGGCUGGAGAUGUGAGUAGCAGUGAUACAUCCACAGACCCAAGCAAUGGAGAUACCAGCGUGGAAACCACAGGCAGUCCUGAUGCCCCUGAUGCCCCAGAUGCAGCUGAAGCAGCAGGCAGCCAAGAUACAACUGAUGCAGCUGAAUCAGCAGAUGUGGAUAAGUCUCCAGAAGAUGACUCCACAGAGUCUCCAGAGAGUGAUUCCACAGAGUCUCCGGACAGUGACUCCACAGAGUCUCCUGACAGUGACUCCACAGAUCAAGUGUUGACAGAUGUGCAAGCUGACUCUGACGUGACCAGUGAUGACACGGAGCAGGCCAUGGAGACAGACAAAGAUGACGACAAGAGUGACUCAGCUCAAGAGGAUGCAGAUGGGAAGGAUACUGCAGGUGAAGAAGAAAUAUUCGAUAAUGACUCUGCAGAUGCUGCCACAGACAAAGACGAUAGUGAUGAGGAUAAGGACAUUGAACUAGAUGGUAAGGCUCCUGCAGAAGAGAAGGACAGCGCAGAAGACACAGAGACAGAGGAAGCGACGGACAGCGACAGCAAACAAGACGACGCAGACUCAGACACUAAGGAUGACAAGCCAGACAAAGACGACAAGAAAGACAGCACAGAUGACAGCAAAGACAGCGACAGCUCAGACGACCGCAAAGACAGCAGCGAAGAAGAGGCCCAGGUUCCGGAGGAGGAACCAGAGCACCAGGAAAUAGAAGAAAAGGACAGAGAGAGCCAACAGGACACCUCAGAAGAAAACGACAAGCCAGACAAAGAAGAUGAGAAAGACAGCGACAGCUCAGAAGAAGAUGAGAAAGACAGCGACAGCUCAGAAGAAAACGACAAACCAGACAAAGAAGAUGAGAAAGACAGCGACAGCUCAGACGAAAACGACAAGCCAGACAAAGAAGAUGAGAAAGACAGCGACACCUCAGAAGAAAACGACAAACCAGACAAAGAAGAUGAGAAAGACAGCGACAGCUCAGACGAAAACGACAAGCCAGACAAAGAAGAUGAGAAAGACAGCGACAGCUCAGACGAAAACGACAAGCCAGACAAAGAAGAUGAGAAAGACAGCGACAGCUCAGAAGAAGAUGAGAAAGACAGCGACAGCUCAGAAGAAAACGUCAAGCCAGACAAAGAAGAUGAGAAAGACAGCGACAGCUCAGAAGAAAACGUAAAGCCAGACAAAGAAGAUGAGAAAGACAGCGACAGCUCAGACGACAGCAAAGACAGCAGCGAAGCGGAUGUCCAGGUCUCGGAGGAGGAACCAAAGCAGCAGGAAAUGGACAUGAAGGAGAGAGGUGACGUGGGGGAAGAGCAGGCCAGCCCUGAAGACAACAUCAAGGAGGGAAGCCCUGUAGGGAGCCAAGACUUUGAGCCUCUACAGGAUUCGGAGGAGGAGGCGGAGAUGGAGUCAAAGGAGGAGGGGAAGCUGGAGGAGGCGGAGAAGGAGGAGGAGGAGCUGGAUGCGGAGAUGAACCUAGACACAACAGAGUCUGACAGUAAGGAGGACAGUAAGGAUGACAGUAAGAAUGAGAUUAAGGAUGAGAGUGAGGAUAAGACUGAGGCUGACGCAGACUCCAACAGUGAAGAGGACACUGAUGAUAGCAUGAUGAAGGAGCCCAAAGAUUCUGAUGAUGCUGACAAAGAUGACAAGGAUGCCUCUGACUCAGAGGAUGACAAAUCUGAAUCUGAUGCAGAGCCAGGCACAGAUUCACACAAAGAUGAGGAUGAGACCGACGAGGAUUCCCAUGAUGUGUCAGAGUCCAUGGCGAAAGAUGACGAUAUGGAUGAUGAUGACAUGAUUGGGGCAGAAACAAUGGCUCUAGAUUCAGAAGCUGUUCCAGCUGACAUUCUGGACCAACCAGACCAACAGGAUUACAUGACACAGGGUGCCUCUCACGGCGCUGAUGCACUGGCAGCCCAGUCUUAGCCCCGUGGGUUGAGGCCACAUGACGCUGUGAAUGGAAGCAGACAGUUUGAUAGUCCCAUCAUGGUGAAUCCCACUUAAAAACCAACAAGUCCUCCUGUAGUCAUGACAACAAACAGCGUGAAAUAAACUUACGUUCCUUAACCCUCUCUUGCCACUCAAAAUGGUGAAGGUGUCAACGGGGAUGCAAUUAAAUUAUUCUACUGUUUUGGUGUACCUUACAUUUUUACCCACUUUUUGACUGCAUUGUUGUUUUUUUGGCAUCUCAAGGGUAGUUUAAUAUUUGAUCAUGGAGAAUAUAUAUUUUUUCAACUUUGUUUUUUGUUAAAGACAGUUUAUUUAAGUUGUGACAUCAUCAUUAUACAAGUUACACCCCUGUCUUAUCAACUAGCGUGUUGAUAAAAUGGUCAACAUGUUGCCUUACAAUGCCCUUGAAAAAAACAGAAGUCUGUUUUUUUUAAGAUAGCAUUCAGUCGUUGUAGGUUUGCUAGGUUUCUGCAGGUUGUGGGUUACUACAGGUUUCCUCCCGCUUUCAUAUGAUGCAUUGCUGUCUCAGUCCUUGACAGAAAGCUCAAUUGGCACUUUUUCCUUAACCGAUAAUGGCUGCUACAUUUGAAAAAUAACUCCUACUGGCUCAGUUCAACAUUCAUUUUAAAGUUAUGAGUAACAUAAGGUUCUUUAUAAAAAAUGAAGUGUACAUACAAUGUCUUUGAUUAAGUAUAAUCUACAUUGGAUGGACAAAUGGUAAAAUAACAAUUGCAUAGACAUCAUGAGAAUUUAAUUUCAUAACUGUAUGCACACAGGGGGAAAAUCUAAUAAAUAUUGAGUUGUCAGAUCA